Molecule: messenger RNA, 1787 nt
Organism: Daldinia loculata
Lineage: Eukaryota; Fungi; Ascomycota; Sordariomycetes; Xylariales; Hypoxylaceae
Exons: 2
Coding region: 367-1671 (434 amino acids)
Source: RefSeq, a predicted model, not a curated record
CCUGAUUCAGAUCGACUCAUGCCAAGGCAUUGUAUGUAGGUGAAUACUAGGUAAGGUAGUUACUAACGUGACAUAUGUACUUCUAUGCUAUCCUAUACACAAGGGCGUGUUCUUACACAGCAGUCACGAUAUAACCUGUUGAAGAACACUAACAAAAUGAGCCUGUUGUUUUAUUCCUGUUUUAGCACACCUACACGUCCCGGAAACGUGUCAUUAUUCAAACAUGUUCUCUAAGCAGUACUUAUAUGCCGCAAAGUCCGGCUUCUAUGGAGUAUUGCUUGAUCAUACGAACUAUACAUAACACAAAACAUACACCAGAUACUACAUACACCACUUAUCAUAAGCAUUUUCGCUUCAUCAAUAAUAAUGUCUUCCGCAGAAGCUACAGUCGGAGCAUCCUCACAAGGUCCUUCCUACCGGGAGAAGCUAAAUAAUAUAGGGGACAUCACGCCUCUUAACGCACCUUUGAUAUCGUGGGGUGGGCAGCGCGGCAGAUCACCUACAGAGUAUUUAAAGAAUUACAAGACAUCCUACACAAUCCCUUUCGGCUACAAAGUCGCGACAUGGCGACAGAAAUUCUUCGGCGGGGGGGAUAUGAUGUUGCCGUUUUCUUUCCGAACAGAGCCCGAAAUCAAGCCCUCUAAGCCUAAUGAGCCAACUAUAGUACUCCUCUUCUAUCCGCGCCCCGAUGAAGACGACGCAAGACCGAUUCAUAGAUCCGCAUCGUACCUUCGACGGAUAGACCGGAUUGCCAGAAUGGGAGAACAGACCAUCAUCUAUGUGCCACCGGAGUUGAAGGCCGCCGUUCAAGGCAUGCGCGGUGAUGCUUAUUGGCACGUUAUCGAUGAUUACCCGACGAUUUGGGACAUGCCCAACAACGCGUAUCAGAAGGAUAACUUUGCGACCAAGCAGCCCGCGCUCUUCGAACAGUUCGAUGGGUACACGGAUGCGGACGGGGACCUGAGACCCGAGCCGCGGUACAAUCGUGCACAUCAUAGCGCUGUGUGUAAUGCGAAGGCAUUCGUCAUGUAUGAUGCUAUCAUGCGCAAUCCAUUCGGCUCAGACGACUGGAUGUACGUCGAUGCCGGGUUCCUCUUCGAUGAUGGCCCCCAGGACGACGAGGGCACACCCUGGGGCGACCUCUUCCGCGCCGGCCUCGACGCAGACAAGUUCGAGCGUGCCAUCUGCAUGUCCCGCGACACGGGGGUAGUCAUGGGCGAGUACUCUCACCGACACGGGUAUCCCGACGCCGAGGACGAGUGCUUCACCAACCCCAAAAGAUCAUGGCGCGCACGACAAUUCAUCGCACAGGUGUACGUCGGCAACUCGCUCGGCAUGCUAAACUACAGCGUCCGGUUCAUGCAGACGGUCGACGACAUGGACGCAAACGGCUUCUACACGGGGCGCGAGGAGCUCGUGGUCCCGUUCGUCGCGCUGCGGUACCCGAAUACGGUCUUCUCGGUGCCGUACUUCCGGCUUCCGCCUCACCUGGACUACCAGUGGCAGUUCCCGAUGAAGUUUGUGUUUUCUCGGGUGGGAGGCCCGAAGUCCGUCCCGCCUAUUGUCGAUCCUAUUUCGACUUUGUACUGCAAGGGGUAUACCCCGAGACGUCCGAAUAUGCCGGCUGGGGGUAUUUAUGAGGACCCGAGGAAGGAUGAUGAGGAAGAGUAGGCUUGACGAUGGGGGUACUCCUGAUAAUGCUUUACCUAGGUAGAGUCCCACUAAUUUAUAUGUUAUGAUAUUAUAAGAUGUUAGGGAUCGUGUUGCACGGAGUGGGAGACAAGGAC